GAUUUUUUUUUCGUCCAAACGGAAACGAAUGGCGCCCACCACAAUGUUGGUUGACUUCCUUCUUUCCUGAAUCGCACGUGUAGUGAACAAAAUGGAGAAACCACAGAAGAAACAAAAGGAACCUAUCCACUCUGUGCAAGUCUUCGGACGCAAAAAAAGCGCAACUGCUGUGGCAUAUUGUAAACGGGGACGCGGACUUGUCCGGGUAAAUGGACGUCCAUUGGAAUUAGUAGAGCCCCGUGUUCUUCAAUAUAAACUUCAAGAACCCAUUUUGCUCCUUGGCAAGGAAAAAUUCGCAGGUGUCGAUAUUAGAGUACGUGUCAAUGGCGGAGGACAUGUCGCACAAAUUUAUGCCAUUCGUCAAGCUAUUUCCAAGGCACUCGUAUCUUACUAUCAAAAGUAUGUCGAUGAAGCCAGUAAAAAGGAAGUUAAGGACAUUCUGAUUCAGUAUGACCGAACACUCCUUGUCGCUGAUCCAAGGCGUUGCGAGCCGAAGAAAUUCGGUGGUCCCGGUGCAAGAGCACGGUACCAAAAAUCUUAUCGUUAAUUUCAAAAUUUACUUGCAAAUUUUUCUUUAUACUAUUCAAUAAAAAAAAAAAGCAACACGAAA
Leptopilina boulardi is the source of this 610-nucleotide messenger RNA. RefSeq names its product 40S ribosomal protein S16 (gene RpS16). The transcript is spliced from 5 exons. NCBI's taxonomy places the organism in Eukaryota, Metazoa, Arthropoda, Insecta, Hymenoptera, Figitidae. The coding region runs from base 92 to 547 and encodes 151 amino acids. Gene Ontology annotation, biological process: translation; maturation of SSU-rRNA from tricistronic rRNA transcript (SSU-rRNA, 5.8S rRNA, LSU-rRNA). The record is from RefSeq and is a predicted model, not a curated record. Gene Ontology annotation, molecular function: structural constituent of ribosome; RNA binding. Gene Ontology annotation, cellular component: ribosome; cytosolic small ribosomal subunit.